AGACAUCCUCCCUGCAUCCUUGAAGAUUACUCAAAGCGCGUUGGGCUCUCUGCCAAAAUAGCACGGAACUGGUUCUUUCCAGUUCGUUAGGGUGCUCCAGUGCACGAAUAUGGUGCUUACUGGCAAUUGUCCUUCAAAGACUCUGCCCGUGCUAGGGUAGCUCCGUGCCUAGAGAGCGCCAGGGGCCAGUAUUUAUAGCUGCUUGGUGGCUCUCUUCCCGUCUAUUUAUGGCGCCGAGGUUGGGAGCAUUACUAACGGCGCCAUCAUCACGGCCCUGGACUCGCACAAUGCCACAAGCACAGGCACCAAGAGGCCGUUCUCGUGCUAGCAGCAGCUCUCGGGUCUCACCAGGCCCCAAGUCCCAAGCCCGAGUCCCCCAGAUGCCCCCCAGCCACCCGUUACGCGGGCUUGUGCUGGAGCACGCGCAAAUCCUGUGCGCCCCAGGCAUGGGUCCGGCCCAGGUGCGCUUUUUUAAGCAUCCAUCACCAUCUGGAGCUGAGCCAGUGGCAUUGGCCGCACCGCGCUGGAUCGUCUCUGAAUCUCGCACUGCCCGCUCCACUCCACCCUCCCUGCCACAGCAGCUCUGGUUACUGCGCCACCCAUUCGCCGCAUGUCACACAGCCCACUAAAAAAACAUGUAAGCAACCCGACGCUGCGUCAAGCCCGCUCCAUGCUUUUAAAACCACCUGGUGCCCAACUCGUAUAUCAUGAUCCGUUCUUGCUGCUUAUUCCCAUCUCACUCUCCAUCGUUUCAUUCCAUCUUGUUUGUGCGAGCGCA
This is a messenger RNA of Trichoderma asperellum CBS 433.97, 778 nucleotides long. NCBI's taxonomy places the organism in Eukaryota, Fungi, Ascomycota, Sordariomycetes, Hypocreales, Hypocreaceae. The record is from RefSeq and is a predicted model, not a curated record.